AUGUACGCAUCUGCCCGUAUCAACCCGUCAGCAGGAAAGCCAUUCCUCCGCCAUUCCAAGCCCACGCAUAGUCGUCUGAAACAUCUCUCGGAAAGGAUGUAUACAACCUCUACCCAUGCGAAUACCAGCUAUGGGGAUAGUGGAAGACCGACAUUCAUCUCGCAAACGAAGAGUCUCUUGCUCGGCUUCAACUGCUGCUCGACAAAGUCAGCGAAGACGGCCCCAUGCGACCUCAUGAAGAGCAAGAAGAACGGCGGCUCUUCCAUCCCAACGCAUAUCCGUCCGGAGCCCUCGUCUGCCCAAGGUUCCCAGCAACGACAACGAGGCUUGAAGCUCGAAAUUUGA
Zasmidium cellare ATCC 36951 is the source of this 345-nucleotide messenger RNA. RefSeq lists its product as uncharacterized. The record is from RefSeq and is a predicted model, not a curated record. The transcript is spliced from 3 exons. Bases 1 to 345 code for a protein of 114 amino acids. NCBI's taxonomy places the organism in Eukaryota, Fungi, Ascomycota, Dothideomycetes, Mycosphaerellales, Mycosphaerellaceae.